AUGAAUAGUAUUGGUAAAUUGGCAGCAACAAAAGAUCUAACUGAAGCUGUCUUUCGCGCUGCUCUAACCAGUUCACAAGGCAAACAGAAAAAAGACGACCAAAUUGAAAGUCUUCUACAAAUGGCUGUCGAUUGGAAUGAUUUGGAUGGUGCACAUCAGCUGUUGGAAACUGACGUGGUUUGCUGCAGCAAUAACGAACAAAGAACACACGUGAUCUCAAGUUGUGUCAAAAUAAAACACAAGUCUGAAACAAAUCCAUUCGAUAAAGAAGAAAUGCUUCGCGAUCUAUUCUUAUGGAGUGUUUAUAAAGGACGUAUCGGUACUGCUUUUGUUCUUUUACUUCAUAUUCGGGAACGCACUGGUGCCGCACUUCUGGCUGUUGCAUUAGCCAAACGGAUAUCAUCCUUAGCAAAAGAAGUCAACAAACGCAAUGAGUUUAUGGAUCAUGCUAAAAAAUAUGCGGAAUAUGCUACCGAAUGCAUCAAUGCUUGUCAGGAACAAAAUGAAGAACGUGCAUCUCGUAUCCUUCUAUCUAAGAAAAAGAUUUAUGGAGAUGCAACAUACAUGCAAAUAGCAAUUGGAUCAUAUAUCGAAGAAUUUAUUAUCACUAAGUGCGUAGACAAAGCUCUAGAUGAACAUUGUAUUAUUUUACUGGGUUUGACUGCACCUAUCUUCUUCCGCACUGACUCAUCGAAUACAUCGAAUAAACAACAACAAUCAGUAGAAGCAACUAAUGAUGACAUCGAGUACAAGGAAACGUCAAAGUAGGUUUAUGAUACAAUUGUUAGAAGAACAUUAAAAAAUAGACAGUUUUAGAUUGACAUACAUGAAUUGAAUUUUGAGCUGAGAAAAAUAAGAGAACCAUUUCUCUACCUAGAAAAAGAAGAACGAAAUUUUAUCUAAAUUGGUGUCCAUUAGGACGUAUUUUUUACUUUAAUGUUUCUAAGUUUUUGAGAUAUAUGAAAGAGGAAUCAAUCAAAAUAUGUAGAAGUCACAGCGUAAGUAAACUCGAUUGAAUACAACCUUAAUUGAAACCUUCAUUGAUGUGGAUGGCUAUUUAGUAAAUGAAUAAAUUCUUUUUCUCUUUUAUUUGUUUUCGGCGACGCAACUUUUCAAAAAGAAAAUAGAACAGGUAACUCAAUUUCAUUCAAGCAAAUCGAUCUUGUUAUGGAGUAUGAACGAAUGAAAACAAAAAUCUUACUUUUAACAUUCGACCUGUAUCUUUUCUAAGAUUGAGUGCUUAUAUCUCAUAGCCAUAGAUAUACAAUAUCAUGGAUAAAAAGCAAUAGCUUUGACAUAAAAUAAUGGGAAGGAACUAGAUAAAGUUUCUGCACUCGUGCUAAUUUGUAAUACAGUUUCAUCGAAUUUUGUAAAAUAUUUCAAGAUUUCUCCUAUUGUGGAUAUUCAUCAAUAAAUCACAGAGGAGACUAGAACUUCGG
Messenger RNA from Rotaria sordida, 1439 nucleotides. The record is from the annotation of a GenBank genome assembly. Lineage: Eukaryota; Metazoa; Rotifera; Eurotatoria; Philodinida; Philodinidae.